AUGAGAAGUCCCUCAGGUUGUCCAGGCGAGGAUACCAAGGAGGUUCCAAUUAUCUACGAGACUCCUAUCAGUCCCGCUAGCAUAGAAAAUAAUAGAAGUAUACCACCACAUAUGGAUGCACCCCAAAGAAUGAUGCUCGGAUGCGGGCAACAAUUGGUUCUAAGUAAUGACCAGGAGAGACUGGUCUGGCAAGCUGAAUUAAUGCUCACAAAACAUACCUUGAAUGACCCUGAGGAAGGGUCCAAUAGGCAUAAAGGACCGUCUAAGCCUAAAGGGAAGGGCCCUGACCCAAGUAAUUGGGGAAACCUUUUGAAUGAGUCUAAUAUGGACAUAGACAAACAGAAAAAGGCCUUUUAUACCUGGAAAGAAGCUCAGUAUUGGGCCCAGGAGAAAUUCGAAGUUGAAAAAGCUAAGGAAGAACUUCCUAAACUCAAAGCCAAACUGGCAAAAGAACUAAAGAAAAAUAAAUCAGCGCAGCCAGAUGCCUCAGUCCUUGAUAGAGAAAACCCAGUAGCUAGACUUGUUGAACAAAUGGUAAAACCAACAAAAGGACAGCAGACUCUUUGUACACCGCAUAAAUUGAAUCCCAGCAAUCAGAUACCCGCGGCUAGCUAUCUACGCAGAUUGCUGGGGCACAUAAAACUAAAAGGAAACAAACCCUCAGAGUUGGGGAGCUCUUUGAGUGAAUCUGACUCAAGCUCUCAUGGAGACUUGAGUGAAUCAUCUUCUGAUGAAGACUCCAGAACUUCAUCAUUGGGCCAUAAGAAAGGAACAAGAACCAAACAUGCCCAGCGCAAAAGAAUGAGAAGGCAGAUAUUAAAGCCAACUGAGCCACCUCCAUAUGACAGAAAACUGCACUUGCGAGAAUUUCAUUGCUUUGUCACUGCAGCCACAGCCUAUGUUACUGAAGGACAGGUCCCUCAUGCCAACCGGGUAUACAUGCUAUCUAUAUUCCUGAAGGGAAAGGCAUAUGAGUUUUAUAUCCAGGAGGUGGCCAAUAAUCCUUUUGAAUGGACUCUUCAAUAA
Molecule: messenger RNA, 1026 nt
Organism: Serpula lacrymans var. lacrymans S7.9
Lineage: Eukaryota; Fungi; Basidiomycota; Agaricomycetes; Boletales; Serpulaceae
Exons: 3
Coding region: 1-1026 (341 amino acids)
Source: RefSeq, a predicted model, not a curated record